Molecule: messenger RNA, 2936 nt
Organism: Harmonia axyridis
Lineage: Eukaryota; Metazoa; Arthropoda; Insecta; Coleoptera; Coccinellidae
Gene: resilin
Product: pro-resilin
Exons: 7
Coding region: 129-2507 (792 amino acids)
Source: RefSeq, a predicted model, not a curated record
UAUAUAAACUGGGGGAUCUUCUUUGAGAUUCAUUCAUUACUUGUGUCUCAUCUGAUUAGGUAGCAUUUGAUUCCAGUAGCAGUGUUUUCCAGUGAAAAUCGUUUAGGAUUUUACUCUUUCAUUUCAACAUGAAUAAGAUCAAUAUACUGUUCAUACUUAUUUGGGGUUUAGUAGCUGCUGAACCUCCAGUACCAUCAUACCUACCACCUUCGCAGGGUGGAUAUUCAAAUGGAAAACCAAGUUCGGCUUAUGGACCACCUGGAUAUCAACCAGGAACGCCAAUAGGCCCAAAUGGUAACGGUAAUGGAAAUGGUAACGGUAACGGAAACGGUAAUGGAAACGGUAAAGGAAACGGAUAUCAAGGUCCAACCUAUCUUCCACCAGUUAAUGGAAAUGGAUACGAUGUAGACAGCGAUCAAGUCCCUGGAUCAAGCUACCUGCCACCUAACGGUAACGGAAACGGCGCUACAAACGGUAACGGAAACGGUGCUACAAACGGUAACGGAAAUGGUAAUGGAGGCCCUAGCGCAACUUAUGGAGCUCCAACUGCCACUUACGGUCCACCCAGCACCACAUACGGCGUACCAAACGGAAACGGAAAUGGUAACGGUUAUAGAAACGGCAAUGGUAACGGUAAUGGAAACGGCAACGGUAACGGUAAUGGUAAUGGAAACGGUAACGGCUAUAGAAAUGGUAACGGAAAUGGCAACGGUAGACCAAGUAGCACUUACGGUGCACCCAAUGGCAAUGGAAACGGUAACGGCAAUGGCAAACCCAGUUCAACCUACGGUGCUCCAGCAAACGGUAACGGUAACGGUGUAAGUCAAACUUAUGGACCACCCAGUUCCACAUACGGAGUACCAAAUGGCAACGGUAACGGAAGGAAUGGUAAUGGUAAUGGAAGAAAUGGUAAUGGCAACGGAAGGAACGGUAAUGGUAACGGAGGAAAUGGCAAUGGUAGACCCGCUUCAACUUAUGGUGCUCCAAAUGGAAAUGGAAACGGAAAUGGACGUCCAGGAUCUUCCUAUCUACCUCCCAGUAAUGGAAAUGGAAACGGUAACGGACGUCCCAGUUCCACCUACGGUGUACCUUCUAAUGGAAAUGGAAAUGGCAUCAGUGCUACCUAUGGACCACCCAGUUCCACAUAUGGAGUGCCUAAUGGUAACGGAAACGGCAAUGGAAAUGGUAAUGGUAACAGAAGAAAUGGUAAUGGCAACGGAAAUGGUAACGGUAAUGGACGUCCUAGCUCUACCUACGGUGCACCAUCCAAUGGAAAUGGUAAUGGCAUCAGUGCUACCUAUGGACCACCUAGUUCUACUUAUGGAGUGCCUAAUGGUAACGGAAAUGGUAAUGGAAAUGGUAACGGUAACGGACGUCCUAGCUCUACCUACGGUGCACCUUCCAAUGGAAAUGGUAAUGGCAUCAGCGCUACCUAUGGACCACCUAGUACCACUUAUGGAGUGCCUAAUGGUAACGGAAAUGGAAAUGGUAACGGUAACGGACGCCCAAGCUCAACCUACGGAGUACCUUCCAAUGGCAAUGGUAAUGGAAGAAAUGGCAACGGCAACGGAAACGGUAACGGCAACGGUCGUCCUAGCUCCACCUAUGGUGUACCUUCCAAUGGAAAUGGUAAUGGCAUCAGUGCUACUUACGGCCCACCGAGUACCUCUUAUGGAGUUCCUAAUGGUAACGGAAAUGGUAAUGGAAACGGUAACGGUAAUGGUGUAAGCUCAGUUUACGGUCCACCAAGUCCUGUAUAUGGUGCCCCUAACGGAAACGGUAAUGGAAAUGGUAACGGAUACAGAAACGGAAAUGGCAAUGGAAAUGGUAACGGCAAAAAGAACGGUAAUGGUAAUGGAAAUGGUAACGGUUAUAGCAACGGAAACGGCAAUGGCAACGGUUAUGCUAAUGGAAAUGGCAACGGUAACGGCAAAAAGAACGGUAAUGGUAAUGGAAAUGGUAACGGAUAUAGCAAUGGAAACGGCAAUGGUAACGGCUAUGCUAAUGGAAAUGGAAACGGCAAUGGCAAUGGUAACGGAUACAGUAACGGAACACCAGGACCAAGCUACUUGCCUCCCACAAACGGUUACGGUUACGGAGGUGCAGAAGAAUCAACAGAAGUGGCGAAAUACGAAUUCGAAUACGAGGUCAACGACCCAGAAUCCGGAAACCAGUUCGGACACAAAGAACAGAGGGAUGGAGAUUUGACAACAGGCGAGUACAAUGUAUUGUUACCAGAUGGCAGAAAACAAAUUGUGUCAUACGAAGCUGACACUGAUGGUUACAAACCCACCGUUACAUAUGAAGAAGGAAACGGUAACGGUAACGGUUACCCACGUGGACGAAACAGCAAUGGUAACGGCUACUCCAAUGGUAACGGAAAUGGUAAUGGUAACGGAUACUCAAAUGGAAAUGGCAACGGAAAUGGAAACGGAUACUCAAAUGGAAAUGGAAAUGGAAACGGUAACGGAAACGGAAACGGAAAUGGUAACGGAUACUCCUAUUGAAUGCAACGAAAUCGGCAUCUUCACAUAUCGAACAAAAAGUAAACUGAGGGACCUGAAUAUUUGUUUGGAUUUUUGAAAAAUGGUAUAUGAAUAAACUCAACAACAGAAUCUCUUCCUAACCCAUUUUGAAUUUUCAAAACGAAAUUCGAAAAAUUAUGUACUUAUCUCUAGUCUUUUUCAAGGAGAUUCUACUGAUGAUUAUUCUAACCUUCAUUGUUCAUCGAUAAAAAUCACUUUAUUUAAUAUUUCACCCCAUUAUAAACUAGUUGUUCGUAUGUUUCUUGUAUAUAAAAUAAUUGAGAAGUUCUCAAACUGUAAUGGUAAUGGAAUUUUUUUUAAUGACGACUGCUUGCCUAGGAUAUGAUGAAACUUUUGUAUGACAUAUUGUGUAUAGUAAUUUAUAUGAAAAGAAUAAAUGGUUUAUAAAUA